Molecule: messenger RNA, 2600 nt
Organism: Hevea brasiliensis (rubber tree)
Lineage: Eukaryota; Viridiplantae; Streptophyta; Magnoliopsida; Malpighiales; Euphorbiaceae
Exons: 16
Coding region: 328-2340 (670 amino acids)
Molecular function (GO): 5'-nucleotidase activity
Source: RefSeq, a predicted model, not a curated record
CACUAUCCCCCAUCGCAAAAGGCUCAAGCAGCACCACCCCAACCCGCAGCAUGACCAAUCAACUUUCGUCCACGUGGCAGCCACCAGCUCUUGGAUCCUCAACUUCACAUACACGCUUCUCCAGCUCGACGGCAACUCUUCGCAUUCUUCUCUUUGCGCGCGCAACUGAGCCAAACAAGAUUUUUUUUCCCCUUUUGUUUUCCCUGUUAGCUUAGCUGACGAAAACGAACCGCACUAGGAAUUAAAUUCGGUUUUCCAGUUACGGCUAAUCCAAUUAUGGAUGGGAAUAUUGCUUUCUGUUCAAAUUCCGAAUUAAGGCUUUAUUAGAUGUCUCGUUCCUCGCCCACAACUUCAUUGCCUAAUUGUAAUUGCACAUUACUUCUGGUAUCGGAUACUUCUUCUUCUUCUUCUUCUUAUCAUCAUCUAGCAAUCCCGAUAUGCCUAUAUAAUUCCACGAUGAGAAUUCCUAAGAGGCCCGUUUCCUUCUGCGUUUCUCUCUUUUCUCUGGGGCUUGCCCCUUCUUACUCCUCCCGAAUUAAAUUUAAUUCGGAAUUCCAGGGGAAGCCGAAUCGAUUUGUCUCCAAAACAAGAGGAAUUCACACCGGAGGAAUUAAUCAGUUGCAUGUCAGCUAUACUAUGGACGAGAGUUACAAGACGGUUUUAGGUGACAAGACAUCUGAGGUUCAGCAUAUGGGUGGCAGCGAUGGUGUUCAAGAACCAUGUAUAUGGUCAUCUCCUGAAGGAGGGCGGAAAAUUGAAAUUGGAAAGCAGAUCUUUUGCAACAGAUCACUGAAUAUGAGGAAUAUUUUAGCUGUAGGCUUUGAUAUGGAUUACACAUUUGCACAGUACAAACCUGAAACUUUUGAGUCCCUUGCAUAUGAAUGCACAAUCAGAAAGUUGGUGUAUGAUCUGGGUUAUCCUCAAGAGUUGAUAGGGUGGUCAUUUGAUUGGAAAUACAUGGUCAGAGGCUUGGUUCUUGAUAAAAAGAGAGGCAAUAUUUUGAAGAUGGAUCGCCAUAAAUAUGUGAAAGUGGCCUACCAUGGAUUUCGAGAGAUGUCUAAGGAAGAAAAAGUCAGUACCUAUGGCAGUACUCUGAUACGAGAUUCUUUUGAUGAGCCUGAUUAUGCACUCAUUGAUACUCUUUUUUCAUUAGCUGAGGCCUACUUGUUUGCCCAGCUUGUUGACUUUAAGGACAACAAUCCAGGAAAAAUUCCAGAGAGAGCUGAUUAUUCUCGAAUGUACAAAGAUGUUCGAGCUGCAGUUGAUUUGUGCCAUCGCGAUGGAACUUUAAAGCAAAUGGUUGCAAAAGAUCCAAAAAGGUAUAUCAAUGAGGAUGCAUCUAUAGUUCCUAUGCUCAAAAUGCUUCGAGAUUCCAGUCGUUCGACAUUCUUGGUGACAAAUAGUUUAUGGGACUAUACAAACGUUGUGAUGAAUUUUUUGUGUGGAUCCCGUGUCUUGGUUGGUGUCUUGGAUGGCAGUGGCACUUGCAACUUUGAUUGGCUGAAGUACUUUGAUGUUGUCAUCACUGGCAGUGCAAAACCAGGCUUCUUCCAUGAAGACAAUCGUGCUAAUCUUUUUGAGGUUGAACCUGAGUCUGGAAUGCUACUCAAUACUGAUAAUGGCACUCCAAUGCCUCAGGUUGUACAUCUUUGCUAUUCUCAUAUUGCUACUUGUAUGCUUCUGCUGAUUCAAUUUUCAUUUCUGAAAAAGGUGGGAAAUAGUUCACCAAGGAUAGUAUUGAAGGAAUCAAAUGCGCCUUGUCGAGUUUUCCAGGGAGGCAGUGUUGGUCAUCUUCAUAAACUGCUCUCAAUCGAGUCAAGUUCACAGGUUCUUUAUGUGGGAGAUCAUAUUUAUGGAGAUAUUUUACGCAGCAAAAAGGUUCUUGGUUGGAGAACAAUGCUUGUUGUUCCAGAGCUUGAGAGGGAGGUUGAACUGCUUUGGGGCUUAAGGGACUUACGAAAGCAACUUAGAUUGAUGAGGAAUGAACGUGAUCAAAUUGAGGACCAAAUACAUCAUCUGAAGUGGUUUCUCAAAUUUGAAGAUGUUAAUGCUGAUCAGAAGCAGAAGAUAUCUGAUGCAAUAGAGAAAUUGGAGUCUCAAAGGGAUCAAGUGAGAAUAAGUCACCAACAGGCUCAACGAGAAUGUCACCAAAAGUUUCACAAGAUCUGGGGACAACUAAUGAAGACUGGUUAUCAAAAUUCUCGGUUUGCACAUCAGGUUGAGAGAUUUGCCUGCCUUUAUACUAGCCAAGUAUCCAACUUAAGCCUGUAUUCCCCGGACAAAUACUACAGACCAAGUGAAGACUUCAUGCCUCAUGAAUUUGAUAUUCUGCCCCUUUGAGACCUGUUUGGUAGCUGACUCGCUUUUUGAGGGAGCUUAAUCCAUUUUAUGGCAGUGGAAAGGAUAACAAAAUUGCACCACCAGAGGGUUUUCUUUUGAUCUUUUCCCGUCUCUCUUCCCAUUUUUUGGAUAAAAUUUACUCCCCUGUAAUUAAAUCACGCGUUAAUAUCUGUUUUGAUGAUAUAUUUUCUUGUAGUUGAAUACGAAUGUUGAACAUUUUAGCUUGUGCUUAUAAAAGAUGCUCAAUGUAAUGAUGAUUA